Molecule: messenger RNA, 1678 nt
Organism: Anneissia japonica
Lineage: Eukaryota; Metazoa; Echinodermata; Crinoidea; Comatulida; Comatulidae
Product: cell adhesion molecule 4-like
Exons: 1
Coding region: 283-1644 (453 amino acids)
Source: RefSeq, a predicted model, not a curated record
AUAAAACAAGCAUGUGCUGAAAUCCCCCAAAAAAUGUAUUAUAAUUUCUGUGCAAAAUCCACAAAAUACUUAUCUUUCCAAACCGGUAACAAAAUUUCUAAAACAGUGGUCCGCAACGUUUUUUAAAUAGCGGGUAUACAGUAAAGCAACUAUUAGAAAAAAAUACUUUAGCCAUCGUUGCUCCAAUCAGGUUUAUUAUAAUUUGUUAAUCGGAAGAUGGAGUUAUUUAUUGGAAACGAUUAAUUUACAGAGAAUAUUUGUAAAAUCCUAUAUUAUAGCAAAAUGCAUGAACUGAAAAUAUUGCUUAUGCUUCUACUCUAUUAUCACGCUGAUGCAGUGGAAUUCGCUGCCAAACCAAAGGAUGUCAACGAAUUUGAAGGACAAACAGCAACACUAAAGUGUUUCUUAAAACAUUUCAAUAUAGAAACCCAUGUUGUAUCCUGGUGGAAGGAAAAAGCAAAAUUAAGUCAACAAAACGAAGUAGUAGCAAUGGAUCUACGUAUGUCAGUAAACUUAGACGAACUUCCAUUUGCCGGUGCGUAUUCAUAUUCGUUACUUAUAACUGAACUAAUAAUUGAAGAUGAAGGAGAUUAUUACUGCCAAAUAGACCAAGCACCUACAAUUAGUUCUGGAAGAGCACGUCUUUUUGUCUUGCAGAUACCGUCAUCAGAAUAUCCAAAAUGUUCCAAGUCUGCCAACAUGUACCUCGUUGGCUCACAAGUCAAAUUAACCUGCAUUAGUGAGUUAAUUAGUCCCCCAGUAAAGCUGAAUUGGAUUCGGAAAGGUAGCUCUACUUUAUCGAUGAAUUUCCAAGCUGAAACACGAGAUGAUUUUUUCAAAAAACAUUAUACAUUUAUAGCUAAGAAAACUGAUAACGAUGCAACUUUUUUGUGUCAACAAACAACCGACGCUGUUUCUGAAAUGCAUAAUUGCACAAUUAGUAAUCUAAAUAUACAAUAUCGCCCAGAAGUCAAAAUACAGCACACCAGUGCAUUAUUUGCUGGGUCCGACUCAAUCUUAUUCUGUCAAUCAUUUGCUAAUCCUCCAGUUACACAGUUCCAGUGGACGUUUAUACCGGUUUUGAAUGCUAAUGAAUAUAUUGCUGAUGGUCAAGUAUUGACACUUAUAAAGCCGUCUAUUGCUACAAAUGGAACACGAAUUACUUGUUCUGCAGAAAACAAUAUCGGUAUCAAUACAAAUACAGUAACGUUACAUAUAAAAAAAGAAGAAAGGCGCAAAAAUUUUAUUCAUAAAAAGGAUGAGGAUUUGGAAAAUUCACCUAAAACAAAAAGAAAAAAUAUGAACAUGGAUGCAAAAGAAACACAAAGUGUAUCACUCUAUGUUGUCAUCAUUAUCAUUGUGUUAGUCGUCAUCAUUAUUGUAGUUGUUGUCAUCAUUCCUGUCUAUUAUUAUUGCUUCUGUAAAACGAGGACUGUCACUGAUUCAUCUGGUAGGGAGAUAUACCAGCCUACUGUAUACUAUGACACGAGAAAUCGUGCUUCAAAUAGCGGUGUCUACGAUCGAUGUUUACCUCGUUUACCGAGCACUGGACAGUAUGAUCAAUGGAGACAUUCAUUUGCUUCUCAAGUACCCGAAGAUCUUGAUCAACAGGGAUAUAUGUACAUAGAGGAGAGGAAUGAAUAAAACACAUUAUAGAUUUUAUUGCUUAUAAACGGUC